AUGACCACUCCGAACGAGCCUCAGGUUAUCCUCUAUGACUUGGCUUCUACCAAGGGCCUUUGCUUCUCACCAGUUGUUUGGCGUAUCCGCCUAAUGCUCAACUACAAGCGCAUUCCUUAUCGGACGGUCUUCCUCGAGUUCCCCGAUAUCGAGCCGACUCUAAAAGAACUUGGCAUCGCACCGGAAUCAGGAACGAAAUACACCGUCCCUGCUAUCCAGCACCUACCAACUAAUACCACGAUCAUGGACUCCACCCCGAUUUCGCAGUUUAUCGAAAAGACCUACCCAGAUCCGCCCGUUCCACUGGCAUCGGACCUGGGCCAAGAAAUCGAGGCCAAAUCACGAUCUGUAGUGGGGAAAUCCUUCUACAUAUCCGUGAUGCCGCGCGAGAUAGAUAUCCUCUCUCCACGCGCGCAGGAAUUCUACCGACGUACUCGCGAAGCCACACUUGGCCACAAGCUGGAGGACCUCCUUGACCCGGAGAAAGAGGAGCAAGUCUGGAAAUCCUUGAACGACAGCACCAGCGGAAUUAGCGAGCUAAUAAAGACGAACAAGGCUGACGGGCCAUUUAUCCUUGGAGCAAAGCCCAGCUACACUGAUUUCUUCAUUGCGGGGUCGCUCCAGUCUGCGAAGAUGGUGCAUGAGGAUGUGUUUCAUAGAAUUACACAGUAUCCCGGUUUCAGGGACGUUUAUGAGGCUUGUGUGCCAUACAUGGACAGGAAGGAUUGA
Penicillium waksmanii is the source of this 729-nucleotide messenger RNA. RefSeq names its product glutathione S-transferase family protein. Bases 1 to 729 code for a protein of 242 amino acids. The record is from RefSeq and is a predicted model, not a curated record. The transcript has 2 exons. NCBI's taxonomy places the organism in Eukaryota, Fungi, Ascomycota, Eurotiomycetes, Eurotiales, Aspergillaceae.